CCAUAUUGCAUUUAUAAGUAUGUCUUAUGGCAGAAAGUCUUCCGUGUUCAUUUUUUAUUUUACAUAUGUGUGUAAAUCAAGUUAUGUGAAAGUUUUAGUCAAUGCAUGCUUGGAAGAUGACUCGUGAGACGGACGGAAAAAUAUGUUGGUUUCAACUUCAGAAAUAGAGAGUGACAAGCAAAAGCGGUAUAGAAGGAGGUGAAGAAACAAGAUGAGUGCAAAGAAAGUGUCCCUUCCAUCCAAUCACGUGGAACUCUAUGUCAAAUCAGGCUGGGAUGGGCAGAGCUAUGGUGCCUGUCCAUUUUGCCAACGUUUCUACAUGAUCCUUGACCUUAAAGCUCAAGAAGGGACCUUGACCUUCAAGGUCAUCACUGUGAACCCAGCACGACCAACUGCUGAUGUUAAAAGCUAUGCUCACAAGCUCCCUGUCCUCAAACAUGGAGAUGAAGUGAUCAUGGAUUCAGAUGAAAUGGUCCAGUACAUCGACGACAACUUCCCCUACCCAGAUUUGCGCUACACAAACAGAAAGGCCCAUACUGUCUGCCUGGACGUUUUCUCCAAGUUCAACUUCUUCAUCAAGAAUGUCAGCACACUUCGGGAACCUCUUCUUAAGGAGCUUCACCAAAUCGACAGUUUCAUGAAGACCGCAGGUACUAACUUUUUGUGUGGCGAUGAACUUACUCAUUUGGAUUGCCUGAUGCUGCCUAAGCUCCACCAUGCACGAGUGGCAUCAGAAGCCUUCAAAGAUUUCGAAAUCCCAUCGAAUAUGACAGGAUUGUUGCAUUUGCUGAGGAGUGCGUACUCCAACGAAACGUUCCGCAAGACGUGCCCCUCCGAUCAGGAAAUCGUGCAUCAUUGGAGUACCAAAGGGGAAACAACUCCUCUUCCUAAGUCUAAGCAGCGAUUCUACAUGUUAGAAGGAACCCCCGUAUACUCUAUGGAUGUCGGGCAGGCCAAUGGGAAUGGUUGUACAGUUCUGUAGUAGUCACAUCCAGUCACACAUUGCUAGACCCAGUCACAGAGUGUCAAAUCAUGUUCCUUGUGUUGUAGUUCUGUGUAACUCGUGGCACUGCAACAACCAUUGAUGUCAUUGAAAAGCCCUUCCAACAGAGAGCUCGAAAAGUUUUGAAUAUUAUGUAAUGUGUUUGUAUCAUUUAAAAUGUAUGCACAACAAUGGCAGGGAGAUCAAACCAAACACUGUAAACAUCAUGAUAUGGGUGAUGAAAGGAAGUCAGUAGUCUGCCAUCAUGAUUAGAAGGACCAUGAUCAGAAAUAAAAAAUUCUAGUCUGAACAGUUCUACAUAGUCCUUCGUAAUUUUCUUUAUUAUUAUAAUAAUUAUUAUUAUUAUAUAUUUUGUUCCACUUUCUUUUUUACAAGUCAUUGGACAUGAACACACAUUGUCAAAAUCUGAUAAGGAUAAAUUGCACUUGUUAUGUCUUAUGCCUGAAAUGGGCAUGUUUCAAUUUUGAUGUCGGAUGUUAGUCUUUAAGUGCCAAAGUUGCCAGUGUUGGUGCCAUUGUUUUGUUUGUUUAUCCAGUGUAUGUAGUGAUCCUGUAUGUAGAGCUAGACAAGCAGUAUUAUCUGAGUACAUAGUACUAGUGUAGUACCCUACCAUGUUCUAUAUCACUUCACAUUUUACGAUAUUGCAACAUCACCAGCACAUUAAUGUGUCACAUGAUCACACUGACCAGUGGGGAGUAAGUCUCACAAGUUGAUAUAUGUUCUUUGAGAGGUAUUUUAGAAGUUGGAUAGAUGAAGGAAACCCAAGUUCUAUGGAUAGUCAAGUUCUUUAUUGCAAUGGGUGUUAGUACCUACACCGAAACGUCGCACCCAUUGCAAUAAAGAAGUUGACUAUCCAUAGAACUUGGGUUUCCUUCAAGUUGAUAAAUGGAAUAUCAGCAUUGGCACUAUAGUUAACCAGGGAAUAAGAGGGACAAGGUAACAUUGUCUCCUGGUGUAUAACAGAUAUUAUCCUUUUAAAUAGUAAGUUGCUGUAUUCAGAAGUCCAAUAAGCGCUGACUACCUCCGGACCAAUUCGUAAGUAAUUUUUGUUAGUGCCCCUACCUUCAGUUGACACUUUACGUGAAAGUCUAUCAUGAUUGGUCAGCUGGUAGAAUUUGUUUAAAUUUAUAAUGUCAAGAUUAAAAUUUGUGGAUGUUAAAGCGUUGUGAAGUUUUAACAGAUCUCAAGUCUUUGUGGUGAAUAUUUCAUGGAACCAUGCUGGUUGUGUAUCGUGAUCAUUUCUCUAUAUCUUAUCUGUGCGUUUUGCACUAAUGAUAAACCCCUGAUAUUGCCCACGUUGAAUAUAUGAAUAUAUGAAUUCUGUCAUGUCGACUGUAGGUUAGCAUGAAUCAAAUAUUAGAUCUUCAUUCAGAUGUUCCCACAAUGUGAUUAAGGAAGCCUCUUAUUUUCUAUAAUUUGGUAUCUUAAACAAGCUACUUAAGGCAAGUUUGGACACUACCAGUACAAAGUUUGGUAACUGAUGUUUGUGAGGUCGUUCAUUGUACAUGCGUGUCAUCGACUGUGCGUUGUAAAGAGCCAAUGCUGGUCAUGUCCUCACAUUAAUGUGCUGUGUAUACACUUGCACAUUUUUACUGUGUGUCAUUAUUAUCCUAGCAUGGUGAUCAACAUUGUUUUGACUUAAUCUUAAAGAAGUCCAGUUAAGUUUAAACCGUCCAUGACUUUACCCAGAAUCCUCUGUGCCUUUCCUUGUUGCCUCCAGUCCCAGAUUGCCUACAUUACUGUCAGAUGUCAUAAUGAUGUCUUGUUAUUUUACUGAAAUGUUUACAAGUAUGAAGUCCCCAUGUAAAUAUAUUUUGUUCAGUUGUUAUGAUUUAUUUUUCUGGAAUUACAUGUUGAAAGUAAUUGGAUCCAUUUUUCAAACAUAUUAGAAAUUUCAAUAAGAAAGGAAACAAAUUCCCAUCGUAAAGGCUAUUAUUAGCUGUAUCUGUUUGUGACAUGAAAAGGAAAUCUUAUUCUGCAGCGAACUUGUUAAGAAGUAAGACCUUUAGUAGAUUGAUGUGAAUAUUUCUAAAGCAACUAAUGUUAUCUUCUAAGUCUUUUUUACUCAUAUCUCCAGUCAAGUGUCAUUCUCGUUGGAAUAGAGAUAGUUAAAUUGAUUACCUAUAGCAUUUUGUAACUCUGUAAAGCAAUAGGUGUUUGAUGCUCCUUGCUUUAUCUGCCUCUGUUCACCAUAUAAUAAGAUUGCCUACUUCUAACCUUCUGGAGAAACAUGCAGUGUGUGUUUACCAAUUUCCAAAGGUAUAAAGGGUACCAUAGACAUUUCUCAAAAAGAAAUCAACAUCAUAUGUAAUAUUAGACAUGUCCCAAAAGUACAAGUUUGGUUCCUAUGAAAACAAAAAGGGUUGUGCUUCAUUCUUAUGUGUAUUUAGGAACACAAUACAACUAGUCCCAGGUAAUGAUCCAGAAAUCACUGCAAUAUGGUACCUGUACAUUUUAGACAAGAAAACCUAAUACUCUACCUUGUGAUGCCUUGUGAUCAAGAUUGUGUUAGUUAUUGUUAGAACUUGAGAUUCAUGUAGUACUCUUAACUAAAACGCUGAGCGCAUAGCUGUUUAAGGUGGCUUGAUACUGGUCUGUAGUGGAUUGUGGAAUAUUUAUUUAGACAAGUUAUUCAAUGUCACUAUUUCUAGUGUUAGCUAAUUAUUUCUUGGCUUUUUUAUAACAAGGGGGAGUGGUUCUUUAUCCUCUUAUAUAGAAUGGUUUGGUAAAAUACUCAGAUUGUUUGAUAUUUAUAUUCCUGAAAAUGGCAUACUUCAGAUAGAACAAUUCUGCUUGCUGAAAUCAAAGUCAUUAUUUUGAAGAAUUCAUUCGUGUCAUCUGUACUGAAAUGAAAAUAACCUGAUAAUGUAUACAUGUAUCAAAUCAGGAAGUUGUUUAAAUUCAAUAGCAAAUUGGAAAGUGAAAUUAGGUGUGGAGUAGUUGUUAAGGAAAUAGGUUCACAGUUUGUAGCCAAGGUGAAUCCUGGACUGUGUGUCAUGCUAUCAUGACAUCAUAUUAGCAAUAUCGCAGCCAAAUAGUGACGACACUGUAGGAUGAGCUAUUGUCCCAGCCAUGUCAUAACACUGGACCAAGUGCCCCACACGUGUAAUAA
Haliotis rubra (blacklip abalone) is the source of this 4115-nucleotide messenger RNA. RefSeq names its product chloride intracellular channel protein 1-like. Gene Ontology annotation, cellular component: cytoplasm; apical plasma membrane. Lineage: Eukaryota; Metazoa; Mollusca; Gastropoda; Lepetellida; Haliotidae. Gene Ontology annotation, molecular function: chloride channel activity. The record is from RefSeq and is a predicted model, not a curated record. Gene Ontology annotation, biological process: chloride transport.